AUGGCGCACCAACAAAGAUCCAGCAUAAGCCGCUCUCGAGCUUCGCAGCGUUCCAUGCGCCGUCUCCCAGUGCCGGCGCUCUCCAUGUCGCUCCGCAGUCGCCGGGCGGAGCACCCGACAAUUACUCUAGGGCUUGCCCAACUGGACCGGUAUCACGACCGAGCUGAGAAGGCUUUGAGGGACACCAUCGCUGCUUAUGGCACAUCCAAGCAAGAUAGCGACCCGACACAAUGGAAAUGUCUUCGAUCACGACGCGGGGUUCGGCUAUUCCGUGGUCGUUUGUCUACACCUUCAGGACAGACUCCUGUACUGUGUGUUGGAGCACUACGCGGUAGCUUCGACGACAUCAUGGAGGGGAUCUACUGCCAGAACACAGAGGAGAUGCUGCUUAUGAACGCCAUCAAGUGUCCGAGGCUAGCAGAGAGCGCGGUUCUCUUUACGGUUCAGCGACAAACAGUGUGUGAGCCAUACGCCUUCACGGGCGUCAAGUGGACAACUCUCAAGCUGUCGGUAGCAAGCAACCGAGACUUGUGCUACUUCGACAAGAUGGGGCUGGUGCGCCAGACCUCAGGGAAGCGGAUGGCUUACCAUGUCAUGCAGUCGGUGGAUCUACCUGAAUAUCCGCAUAAGUCCACGCACAAGCGUGUGCAGGCGUCGCUCUGCUACGUGUUUGAAGAGCUGGAGGACGAUCUGGUGGGCGUCUACAUGCAAGGUGAGAUGGACCCCGCAGCGUUGUCGUAUUUCUCCACUCCGGCAGUAUCAGAUCUGCUACUGGCAGUCGCCAACGCGAUGGAGUGCACUCGAGCCAAGAAACUCGCCGAAAUUAUGGCCGUUGCACCACCUGGACGCUGGGGACGACGGUCUCCUCGAAGAUGCUGCGACGUGUGUCGAGGCAGCACGUCGUUCUUUGAGAGUCUGCAGGAAUGUGCAGGUUGCAGCUUCAAAUACGUCUGCAGAAAGUGUCGACUGAAGGAGAAUGUCCUCGCACGUGACACAGCAUCGAGCUCGCAUCUGAUGCGAGCGGAGUUCUGCCGUGUCUGUAUCUCCAAGAUGGACUCGACUUCCAUUGACAAACUGCGGGCGGAAGCUAGUGGCUUCACUAUCACUGGAGGACGUACAGCAAACAUGAACGCCGCGUUCUGCGAAGUCGAGGAGGAGCCUGAAGACGUGGAUAUUCCAGGAAGCGACCGUUCUUUAACCGCCUUCACACUCAAGAUCACAGCGCAGUUGCAGGACCUCAGCAGCCGCAGCGACAUCCGCGCCUCCUCCAACUUGUCGUCCAUGGAGAAGGUGUCGAUUUCAGAGGACGAAGACGAUGACGCGCUGCUGGGUGAAUAUCGAGACGUGCUCAACUCGAUUGGAAAGAAGAGCAAUCAACUCGUGCCGCUCGACAAGGACGCGAUGGACACGUCGCGUCGUAGUUCCCGCUCGACGACUUCGACGGCAUCGUCCUCGCUCUAUCAAGAUGACGGCGACGCGGAACAGUACCGGACGUCGCUAUUCGCGCGGCUGAUACAGGUAUCGAACCAGGCGGAGGAAACGUUCCACCUCACGCAAGAGCAGUCGCUCAUUGCGAACUCCGUCUUCCAGCGCAACCGCCGGUGCACGCAGGCGUCCGACAGAUCCGUCUACAGUCAGUAAGUAGUGCAGCCAUUUUAUGACAUCCUGGUUUUUUUCUGGUAAA
This is a messenger RNA of Phytophthora infestans T30-4, 1684 nucleotides long. RefSeq lists its product as uncharacterized. Bases 1 to 1641 code for a protein of 546 amino acids. Lineage: Eukaryota; Oomycota; Peronosporomycetes; Peronosporales; Peronosporaceae. The transcript has a single exon. The record is from RefSeq and is a predicted model, not a curated record.